UCUAGAGAGAGAGAGAGACUGUGUGUCGUCUGUAGAGAAAGAGAGAUGAGAGAGAAACCGUGUGGUGAUGAUAUGUGUGGAGCCCUAGGGGCAUGAAGGCGUGAAUUUUGCAGCUUCUGGUUUUUAUGGUAUUCACUCUACCAGAUCUUCUUCAUUUCUCUCUCUUUCUCUGUAUAUGUUUCUUUCUUCUCUCAGCUCUCUUUCUCACCCUCUCUUUUUUUGGGUGAUGGUUGGAUGUUAAGGGUUUUUGUAGAAAAAUUUAAUCUUUGCAUGAUUGAUCUGUUGUAUGUAUGGAUCUAUGGUUUCCAAGUGAAAGAAUCGAUCUUUGAUAGUGGUGUAUUGGUAUUCCGACCUUGUGAUGCUCAGGUUUCAAAAAACUGUGAAGAAGUUCCUGAUAAAAGUCAGUUGUAUGCAAGUGUAACUGUUUGUGGUCAUUAUUUUACUCAAGAGGAAUAUAAUUUAUGUGACAAGAUUGGCAGAAAUAUCAGCCAUAUUGGAGUGAAUGUCGUUUCGCAGCAUUGUUCGUGAUGUGAGGGAUGGGUUUGGGAGCUUAUCAAGGCGGAGUUUUGAUGUUAGGCUUCCUGGCCAUCAUAGAGGGAAAUCCCAUGGCUCAGUCCAUGAGUUGCAGGACCAGCCUCUUGUGGUCCAAAACAGUCGUUGGGCUGGCCUUCCACCUGAGCUACUUCGUGAUGUGAUUAAGAGGUUGGAGGCAAGCGAGAGUACAUGGCCAUCUCGCAAGCAUGUUGUUGCAUGCGCUGCUGUUUGCAGAUCCUGGAGAGAAAUGUGUAAAGAAAUUGUCAAAAGUCCAGAGUUCUCUGGGAAGCUUACUUUCCCCAUCUCUCUGAAACAGCCAGGGCCUCGGGAUGGAACCAUUCAGUGCUUCAUUAAGAGGGACAAGUCCAACUUGACUUACCACCUUUUCCUUUGCCUUAGCCCUGCUUUGCUUGUUGAAAAUGGGAAAUUUCUUCUGUCUGCAAAACGAAACAGGAGAACUACUUGCACAGAAUAUGUAAUCUCCAUGGAUGCCGAUAACAUAUCAAGAUCAAGCAGCACUUAUAUUGGGAAGCUGAGGUCAAAUUUCCUUGGCACAAAGUUCAUAAUUUAUGAUACACAGCCACCAUACAAUGGUUCUCAACUCUCCCCACCUGGCCGAACGAGCCGGAGGUUCUACUCGAAAAAGGUUUCUCCUAAAGUCCCAACUGGCAGCUACAACAUUGCCCAGGUCACAUAUGAGCUGAAUGUCUUAGGCACCAGGGGGCCACGAAGGAUGCACUGCACUAUGCAUUCAAUCCCUGCUUCAUCCCUUGAGCCGGGUGGCACUGUGCCUGGCCAGGCUGAGCUCCUCCCUCGCAACCUUGAAGAUUCGUUCCGUAGCAUCUCCUUCUCAAAAUCAAUUGAUAACUCAACCGAGUUCAGCAGCUCCCGGUUCUCAGACAUUAUUGGGCCUCGUGAUGAAGAGGAUGAGGGAAAGGACAGACCACUGGUUCUCCGAAACAAGCCGCCCAGAUGGCAUGAGCAGCUGCAAUGUUGGUGCCUUAACUUCCGGGGGAGGGUAACUGUUGCCUCAGUCAAGAAUUUCCAGCUGAUUGCUGCCACACAGCCGGCCGCUGGUGCGCCAACACCAUCACAGCCUCCAGCCUCUGAUCAUGACAAGAUUAUUCUGCAGUUUGGCAAAGUUGGCAAGGAUAUGUUUACCAUGGAUUAUCGAUAUCCUCUGUCUGCUUUUCAGGCUUUCGCUAUCUGCUUGAGCAGCUUCGACACUAAGUUGGCAUGUGAAUAGAAGUAAAACAGAAAAAGAAAAAAAAAAAAAAAGGAGAUCAUGGUAAGGAAUAGAACACUUAGCUGGUAAUGAAUUUUCUUUUCUAGAGUUCCAUAGGAUGGGGUUUCUUGAAUGCAUCUAUAUCUCAUUGUAGGCUGAAGAGUGCAGAACAUUGUCUGUGCGCAUUGGAGGGGGAAAGGGAUCUUUUCCUUUUUUCUUGGGCUAGCUUGCUUUGGCCAUUGUGAAUGCCUUCAGAUGUUGAACUUCAAUUUCCCUUUUUUAAAAUAUGCCUAUAAAGAAUCUGUUUAGACUUCCAAAA
This is a messenger RNA of Vitis vinifera (wine grape), 2078 nucleotides long. Its product is annotated as tubby-like F-box protein 8. The record is from RefSeq and is a predicted model, not a curated record. The transcript is spliced from 7 exons. NCBI's taxonomy places the organism in Eukaryota, Viridiplantae, Streptophyta, Magnoliopsida, Vitales, Vitaceae. Bases 503 to 1780 code for a protein of 425 amino acids. Gene Ontology annotation, molecular function: protein binding.